AUGGAGUCUCUGGGAGCAAUUUCUGAGCUCAACUGGAACUUCGCUGAUGAGUUUGAAGUUAUAAUGAAACAGCUGUUUGGUGCUUAUCCUGAUCUCGACGAGCAAAAUCAAGAAGCGAGUUUAGAGAUCAACCCGAUGUUUUGGUCAGAUCAAAGUGCAGGUUCUUAUAGUUCUCUGGAUGAUCUCAGUUCAUACUGGCUUGGUACUAGUAAUGCUAAUUGUACUAGUACUAGUAGUUUUUUUGUUUCACCUGAAUUCAUAGAAUCCGUGAGCCAUUUCACGCCAGAAGAGCAAAUGUCUGGAUCUUCCACCAUGAUUACUCAUGAAUAUCAGGUUGAAGGUCUCAUUUGCUCGAAAGACGAUGAAAAUGAACCAAACGAUGAUGCCACAGACACAACUUCAGAGGCUAAAAGGAAGUUACCUGAACCUGAAAGUGAAAUUCCAACUGAAAGUUCGAAGGAGAAGGCUCGGGUCUCAGUGCAGGUUCAGAAAAGAUUGAAGUCUGUUAAAUCUAAGAAAGCUCAGAAAAAUAAUGGUGCUUCUGAGGAAACCCCGAGCAAUGCUAGCUUUAGCUCUGAGGAAGAAACGAACGUUUCUCACGAAGAGAAUGUAGGUACAGGCAACAGCGCUAAAGGGAAAACACGUGCAGGUCGCGGGUCUGCAACUGACCCUCAAAGUCUCUAUGCAAGAAAGAGGAGAGAGAGGAUUAAUGAGAGACUGAGGAUACUACAGAACUUGGUUCCUAAUGGAACAAAGGUUGAUAUAAGCACGAUGCUAGAAGACGCAGUUCGGUAUGUAAAGUUCUUGCAGCUUCAGAUUAAGCUUUUGAGCUCAGACGAUAUGUGGAUGUACGCACCACUUGCUUACAAUGGGAUGGAUAUCGGUUUGGAUCUGAAGAUUCCUCUAUCGCGACAAUGAUACAAAGACGAAUCGAUUAUUGAAAGCAAUCCAAAUUAAUACUUGAAGUAUAAGUUCAUCAUUCUUUGACUUUUAAAAGGAAUUUUGCGAUAAAAGGAAUUCUAGAGGCGAAAAUUGCUUUCUAUCACCCUUUGAGGAAAUUUCUCUCCUAGGGGAGUUGGAAGCUACACCAUUUUGUAUCUCAAAAGAAGAGAAAAAAAAAAGAAAGAAGAAAGAACGGAAAAUAAGAAUAUAUAAUUGGUUUUUCCUCAAAAAUAGCCAUUGUCAUCUGUUUAUCCUAAUUAGCUGUUCCGAGAA
Asparagus officinalis (garden asparagus) is the source of this 1215-nucleotide messenger RNA. Its product is annotated as transcription factor bHLH54-like. Gene Ontology annotation, molecular function: protein dimerization activity; RNA polymerase II cis-regulatory region sequence-specific DNA binding; DNA-binding transcription factor activity, RNA polymerase II-specific. Bases 1 to 918 code for a protein of 305 amino acids. The transcript is spliced from 5 exons. Gene Ontology annotation, biological process: regulation of transcription by RNA polymerase II. Lineage: Eukaryota; Viridiplantae; Streptophyta; Magnoliopsida; Asparagales; Asparagaceae. Gene Ontology annotation, cellular component: nucleus. The record is from RefSeq and is a predicted model, not a curated record.